AUGGGAAAUCUCACAAACCUAGUUUAUCUAGACUUGUCAUACAACAGAUUUACUGGCUCAAUCCCACUCUUUCAUAAGGCAAAGACACUCAAUCGCAUAGACAUUUCUAAUAAUAAUGGUCCACUUUCUUAUGCUAAAACUCAAUUAGCAGUUCUCCUUUCCCUCCCAUCAUUGCAAUUCCUUAGUUUUCAGAACAGGAGAAACAAACUAAGUGGCAUCAUUCCUGAUACAUUUCUGCAGAAUUGCAAUUUGAGAAUUUUGGACCUCAACAGCAAUAUCCUAGAAGGGAAGUUUCCAAAAUCCCUGCAAGGAUGUGCAUUUCUGGAGGUCUUGGAUAUUGGAAAUAAUAAGAUUAGAAAUACAUUCCCAUGCAUGUUGAAGAAAUUUUCCAAUUUGCAUGUCCUAGUUUUGAGGUCGAACAUGUUCCAUUGGAAUCUCCGGUGUCCAAUAGCUAAUAAUGAAACCUGGUCAAAGCUUCAAAUUAUAGAUCUUUCAGCCAACAAUUUCAGCGGAUCUCUACCAACACGGUACUUCUCAAGUUGGCAAGGCAUGAUGCUGAGCAGCAAUCCAGAUCAAGUUGGAUCCAAGCCCUUGGAAGUUCAACUCCAAGCGGUUGGCAUAUUCUAUCAAGUUAGAGUGACUUUAACUCUCAAAGGUCAGCUAAUGGAGAUUGAGAAUAUUCUUGAAGUUUUUACUGCCAUUGAUUUCUCUUGCAACAACUUUCAAGGAGAGAUACCAAAGGUAUUGGGAGAUCUCAAUUCGCUUUACCUUCUUAACUUAUCACACAAUGCUUUGACAGGAAGAAUACCAAAGGCCCUUGGAAAGUUGAGUCAGCUUGGAUCCUUAGAUCUUUCAGUUAACCAUUUAAGUGGGAGGAUUCCAGAUGAGCUUGCGAGUCUCACAUUCCUUUCCGUCUUGAACCUAUCUUUUACUCAACUUUCUGGUAGGAUUCCAAGAGGCAACCAACUUCAAAUGUUCUUAGAGAAUUCCUUUGAAGGGAACACAGGGCUGUGUGAUUUUCCGUUAAAGAAGUAUAGCGACACCGAGGCGACUAGACCGUCACAAUUCCCUAGCGACCAUUCUGAACCUGAAACAAUUGACGGGAAAUACAUAAGUUUUGCCUUGGGAUCUUCCGUGUGUUCUGGCAUAGUAACCUGGUUGCUUUUAUUUAGCCCAAGAUAUAAUGAGCUAGUCGAUAGACUUCUAUUCAGAAUUUUCGGUCAGCAUAAUAUUGCUGGCAGGAAUGGAAACCGAAGGAGGUAA
Molecule: messenger RNA, 1263 nt
Organism: Lycium ferocissimum
Lineage: Eukaryota; Viridiplantae; Streptophyta; Magnoliopsida; Solanales; Solanaceae
Product: receptor-like protein 35
Exons: 2
Coding region: 1-1263 (420 amino acids)
Molecular function (GO): protein binding
Source: RefSeq, a predicted model, not a curated record